AUGGAGACGGCAGCAAGGCGUGACCACAGAUGGGGGCGUAUCGCAAGGUUCGAUCAAGUUUCAACAUGCACCGCUGAAGAUGGGCUGAAGUGGGCUAUUGGGCAUCCUCAUCUCUCGCCGUUGUCCACAGACUACGGAUACACUCGAAACCUCUAUGUAGGGAACGAUUUGGCUGUCCAGCCUCACCAGCGCCCUUGGAGUCGGGACGCUUUCGUCCAGAUCAACAUACGAGUGACCAGAAACGCAUCUGCACAGCCAAGCUCGCCAGUCACCAGUGACAUCUAUUCUCACGAUACCGCAUUGCACAGCAUUACUCCGUACCAUGCCAUCAUACCUACACAGCACAGCACAGCACAGCACAGCAUAGCAUAG
This is a messenger RNA of Colletotrichum paranaense, 372 nucleotides long. RefSeq lists its product as uncharacterized. The coding region runs from base 1 to 372 and encodes 123 amino acids. The transcript is spliced from 2 exons. NCBI's taxonomy places the organism in Eukaryota, Fungi, Ascomycota, Sordariomycetes, Glomerellales, Glomerellaceae. The record is from RefSeq and is a predicted model, not a curated record.